AUGCCAGUUACUUGAUAACUACGGCAACCGUCUAUAAAACCAAGCGACAAGCCGUCUAGCAAUUAUAAAACUCUUACCUCCUUUCACCAGAAGCAAGAUUUCAAAUUCUGGUUUGGCAUAAAGUUUACAUUUCCUACAGUGCUUCCUGAUACUGGUUAACGAAGAAUGGCAACAGAAUCAUCGGAAGGAGAAGAAGAAGGGAAGAUCACAGGAGGAAACAAGCACUUGGUAAUUGAAGAUGAUCUUAGAGAAAUGGGAAAAAAAGCUGCUUGGAGUGUUAGUUCUUGCAAACCUGGAAAUGGGGUCUCUUCUCUUAGAGAUGACAAUCUUGACACUUAUUGGCAGUCAGAUGGAGCACAACCGCAUUUGGUUAAUAUUCAAUUUCAGAAGAAAGUGAAGCUGCAGUUAGUUGUUCUUUACGUGGAUUUUAAGCUGGAUGAGAGUUAUACACCUAGUAAGAUUUCGAUUCGUGCUGGUGAUGGUUUUCAUAAUUUGAAGGAGAUUAAGACUAUGGAGCUUGUGAAGCCAACUGGGUGGGUUUAUCUGUCCUUAUCUGGAAAUGACCCUAGGGAAACAUUUGUUAACACAUUUAUGUUGCAAAUUGCUGUGCUAUCGAAUCAUCUUAAUGGAAGGGAUACCCAUGUACGCCAGAUCAAAGUUUAUGGACCUCGACCGAACCCUUUUCCGCAUCAGCCUUUUCAAUUUACUUCAAGAGAGUUCAUUAUGUACUCCUCUGUGAGAUGAGAAAUAUGACCUUGCCAACAAAGGAGAAGAAUUGUGAAACUGUCUCAAGAGGAGAGGUGAAGCAUGUAGCUAAAAGUAGCCAGACCAUCGAAGAAUGAUGAAGAGCCAUAUUGUAGAGGGUUUUCUUUGAGCCUCAUAAGGAUUUUGUCAUUUUGAGAAUCACAUGGGUAUAAAAUGUUGUUACUCUGCUUAAAAA
Molecule: messenger RNA, 940 nt
Organism: Populus trichocarpa (black cottonwood)
Lineage: Eukaryota; Viridiplantae; Streptophyta; Magnoliopsida; Malpighiales; Salicaceae
Product: anaphase-promoting complex subunit 10
Exons: 6
Coding region: 166-744 (192 amino acids)
Biological process (GO): protein K11-linked ubiquitination; anaphase-promoting complex-dependent catabolic process
Cellular component (GO): anaphase-promoting complex
Source: RefSeq, a predicted model, not a curated record